This is a messenger RNA of Rotaria sordida, 3572 nucleotides long. The record is from the annotation of a GenBank genome assembly. NCBI's taxonomy places the organism in Eukaryota, Metazoa, Rotifera, Eurotatoria, Philodinida, Philodinidae.
UCGGAUAAAGUUGAUGUAAUUGUGGUCCGUUAUCGAAAGAAUUACCCUGAAUCGUUGAUUUUUAUGUUAUUUUUUCUUCGAUUUUGCUAUUGAUCACAGCUUUUUCCUGGUUUUUCCCAUUCAUCACAAUCUUUUUUUCUGUUCCUCGAGCUUUAUAUAGACUAGGAUAUGGGUGUGGGUGUGAGUGUGGGUAUUUCCGUCAUUCACACACACUCACACCUAACCACACCCACACCCCACCCACACCCCACCCAAACCCCACCCACACCCCACCCACACACCCACACACCCACACCCCACACCCUUCAGUUCGGUUCACAUUCGGGCUCUGAUAACUUCGUACUUGAAAUGUCGAAAAAAUUAAUUUCUUAAAUAUUAUGAUUCGUUCAAUUGUUUCGAAGAUAAAUGUUCUCAAAAUCUGGCAGCACUCAAGAGAGUAAGCGCCAUGGUAAAGAUCAACCUUCAGAAAAUUUCGAAUUGAUUCACGCUAGAAGGCGAGACACGCUGAACGAUGAAACGGAUGAAGAAGACCCAAUUUCACUUCAGGAAAACAAAGAAGAUAUAUCAUUAUUAUGGUUUGACAAAAAUUUAAAUUCAAAUAUCGAUGAUAUUCGGCUAACUAAAGAUUUGCUUCGACAAAUUAAUAAUUAUGUUUUAUUUUUUACGGAACCUGCUGAAUGUUUACAAUACAUUAAAGAUGUAAAAGAUGAAAAAAUUAUUUUGAUUAUUUCCGGAUUAUUUACAAAAGAUGACGAUUUUUUAAGACAAAUCCAUGUAUUUCGUCAAAUUGAUUCCGUGUUUAUAUUUUGCAUUGAAAAAGAAAAAUAUGAAAAUAUUUUAUGGAAUUCUAAUUAUUCCAAAAUAAUCGGUAUUUUUACUGAACAAGAAACUUUGAUGAGAAGUAUACGUCAAACAAUAAGAUUAGUUGAACAACAAUCUGCCGUCUUCAACUUAUAUAAUCAUACACAAAAAUCAAUACGCAAUUUGACGAACAAAUCAGGUUCAUUUGUAUGGCAUCAGCUAAUAAAAGAUGUUUUACAGAAAAUGCCGGCAGAUACAACAGCUGGAAAACGUGAAAUGCUUGAUAAAUGUUACACAUAUUAUCGUGGUAAUAAAAAAGAAUUGCAAAAUAUUCAAGAAUUUGAACGAACUUACACAUCUGAUGAUGCUAUUCGAUGGUAUACAAAAGAUUGCUUUAUAUACCGAUUGGUCAACAAAGCCUUAAGAACAGAAGAUAUUGAUGUCUUAUAUACAUUUCGAUAUUUUAUCAUUGGUCUUUCUGCAUGUCUUGGUAAAUAUCAUCAAUUAUGGAAACAGUGUCAAAAAAUAGAAAUAUUGAGAUUAUAUCGUGGUAUCAAGCAAACAAAUGACGAGACAAAACGCUUGAAAGAAAGCAUUGGUAGCCUAAUAUCAACAAACGGAUUUUUCUCAACAACCAAAAGUAAAUCAGUGGCUAAAAUAUAUGCUGGCAUCGGGUAUAAUGAUACUAAAUAUGAAUCGUUGCUAUUUGAGAUUGAUAUAGAUACACAAACUCAUGCAAAUUGUAUUUUUGCUGAUAUAAGUUCUUAUAGUCAUUUUGCUGACGAACAAGAAGUUCUAUUUGAUCUGGGUACUGUAUUCGAAAUUGUAUCUGUAGAUUACAAUUCGACUGAUAAAUAUUGGAUUUGUAGAAUGAUGACCACAAGUCGAGGUAUGGAAAUAGCUGAAGAAUAUUUAACAUUUCGUAAAAGUGAAAUGACAGGCACGAAUGUUGAUUUAGUCAUUUUAUUUGGACAUCUAUUGUAUGAUAUGGGAGAAUAUAACAGAUCACAAAAGUAUUUCGAAAAGUUAUUAACUGAUCGAGGCAACGAUGCAAAUGUAUACUUUGGUAUUGGUCAUGCUCAGUAUAUCAAAUUGCCAUGUCCUUAUAUCGAUUUAAUCGAUGUUCUUACCACCGCAGCUCUUACUUAUCGAGAGGUAGGCGAUUAUGAUAAAUCAUUAAGAUAUCAAACAAAAGCAUUAGAAAUAGUUAAGCAAGUUCUUCCUGAUAAACACCCAUAUCUUGGUAUAGCACUCAAUAAUAUUGGCAAAGCCUACUAUAAGAAAUGUGAUUACGAAAAAGCAAUGCAUUAUUUUGAACAAACUACGCAAGUUUUUGCCCAUGUUUGGCCGGAUUAUCAUCAACGGCGAGCCAUUCCUUUGAAUCAUCUUGGUAAAAUUUACUAUCGAAUAAAAAACUAUGAUCAAACCCUAAAUUAUUAUUCACAAGCACUGGAUAUGUUAGAGAAAACUGUGUCUAUAAAUCAUGCUGACAGUGCUUAUACACUAAAAAAUAUGGGUGAAGUUCAUUUAGAUUUAUUAGAUUUCGACAAAGCGUAUAAUUACUUUUAUCGAGCUUUGAAUAUCUACAAAGAAAAAUUUGGUAGUAAUACUGACCAGCGUGAGAUUGCUAAAUGUUACCAUUUGAUUGGUCAAGUUUAUCUGAAACAAAAUGAUUAUGAACAUGCAUUAGAAUAUUUUCAUGUAACACUGAGUAUGUGGCAAAAAACAUUGGUGGACAAUCAUCCAGAUUUGGCGUUAUGCACGAAGAAUAUUGCUCAUGCAUAUUUACUAAGAUCAGAAUAUCAAAAAGCAUUAGAAUACUUUUCCAAGACAUUGCAUAUAUAUGGAACAAAAUUACUACCUGACGACGCCAGAAUAAUAGACGUUCAAAACUUGAUCGCAACUACAGAGGAGCAAAUCAGCAAGAACAGCUAAGCCGCAUACUUCAAUUUUUGAACUAGCAACAUGAAUAAAUAAAAACUCUUAAAAUAUGCUUCGCUCUACUUUUCGAUCAAGCAUGAAUUUCGUACUUAUUUGCUAGCGGAUAACGGUUGAGUGAAUAAUGGGUGUGAGUGUGGGGGUGGGUGGAAGUGCAGUGUGCUGGGCGUGGGUACAGCUGGGUGGAAGUGAGCGUGUGUGGAUGAGUGUGGGCCUCGGCGCAAACGAUGACCACACCAACACCGCCGAAUGUACAGUGUGUUGCAUAACCUUUACGCCCCACUCUACAACUUAAACUAUAAAUGAUAUCCACAAAGUGUCUUGUACCAAAUGAAAGUGCAUCGAAAACUGGAUUUAUUGAUACUAAGUAGUGAUGGUUACGAAAACAUUUCAAUAUCGAACUUAAAACAUUUUUAGAAAUUUUCCACCUUUUUGGUGUAGAAAAAUGGAGUUCCAGUAAUUCGGAAACGGAGGUUUUCCAACAUUUUUUGAGAUAUUCCAAGUAGUUUUUUGAACUUUUUAUUUCAAAAAGACGUUUUAAAAAUUUUUAAUAUGUAUCGUUUUAUAGAGCUCGACGAGCUCUAUCGAGUCAUGUAAAAAUAUCGAAGGAAAAAGCUCCUCUAUUUCUGAAUUACUGUAACUCCAUUUUUCUACACCAAAAAGGUGGAAAAUUUCUAAAAAUGUUUUAAGUUCGAUAUUGAAAUGUUUUCGUAACCAUCACUACUUAGUAUCAAUAAAUCCAGUUUUCGAUGCACUUUCAUUUGGUUCAAGACACUUCGUGGAUAUCAUUUAUAGUUUAAGUUGUAGAGUGGGGCGUAAAGGUUAUGCAACAC